This is a messenger RNA of Paramecium octaurelia, 889 nucleotides long. NCBI's taxonomy places the organism in Eukaryota, Ciliophora, Oligohymenophorea, Peniculida, Parameciidae. The record is from the annotation of a GenBank genome assembly.
AUGCCUGUGAAUAACAUCAUCGUCUUUAACAAUUACUUUUAAUAGAAAUAGGAUAAUAAAAUCAGAACAUAAAUUUCUAAAUUAGAUUUAUAAAAUAAAUAAAUGGGAUAGCAAGGGAAUUAAAAGUUAAAAUGUUAGCAAGAUGAUCAUUAGGAUGAUAUAGAAACGAUUUGCUAUAAUUAAUUUUGUCAAGACUUCAGAUUAAAUUGUUUUAAAUGUAAUAAGAGAAAAAUCCAUCUUGAUCAUUCGAAUGAUGUUGAAAAAAUCAAUAGUUUGAUUGGAUUUAUUGAAAAUACGAAUAAAGUAUGUGAUAAUUUGAUUGAUGAUCUUAAUUCAUAUGUAGAAAAUCUAAAUCAAUCAUUUUCUUAAUUAAAAAGAGGAAUCAGAUUAAAAUAUUCAAUACAAAAAGAAAGAUUAAUAAAUUUAAGCUCAAAGCAAUUACAUGACUAUUUGAAUUCAACCAUAACACUAAUUGAAUAUAAACAAUCAGUGAAAUAAAUCAUUUCUGCUUAGGCUAAGAAAUUGACUCAUACAUUUAAUAAUUUAUAUGAAUAAUUAUAAUUAUUGUCAUUUAAUUAUUAUUAGGUUGAUAGUAGUUCAAUAAAAUUAUCAGAAGAUUUAUAUGAUAAAGGUAAUUUUGUAUUAUAAUUUUUAGGUUUUGAUUUAUUUUUGAAAACUAAUUAUUCAGAGGCAAUAGAUAUUUUAGAUAUGUCAAUUCAAUUUAAUCCUAAGAACUACUUAUCUCUGGGGUGCAAAGGUGAAUAUUAUAGUAAAAUUAAUAGGUGCGUGCUUACGAAAGUUAAAUAAGUAUGAGGAUGCAAUAAGUUGGCUCAAUAAAAUAUUAUCUAUUAAUCCUAAGCAUAUUUUUUCCAUAUUGGAAAAAGGUUGA